This is a messenger RNA of Penicilliopsis zonata CBS 506.65, 1647 nucleotides long. RefSeq lists its product as hypothetical. Gene Ontology annotation, molecular function: transmembrane transporter activity. The record is from RefSeq and is a predicted model, not a curated record. The coding region runs from base 1 to 1647 and encodes 548 amino acids. NCBI's taxonomy places the organism in Eukaryota, Fungi, Ascomycota, Eurotiomycetes, Eurotiales, Aspergillaceae. The transcript has 7 exons. Gene Ontology annotation, biological process: transmembrane transport.
AUGAGCGAAGACAGCCAGCCACGUCUUGUGAAAUCUGAACCCAUCCCGUGGGACCAUGAUCAGAAUGCAGAGAGCUCCAAUGAAAGCAACGAGUACGAGCCAGAAUGGGUGGAGGGAAGAGCGCUGGUGAUGAUGAUUGCAGGUAUCACGCUUGUCGUGUUUUUGAUGCUGUUGGAUAUGUCGAUUGUUUCGACGGCCAUUCCCAAAAUCACCAAUCAAUUUAACUCGCUUGAUGAUGUUGCAUGGUAUGGGAGUGCAUAUACAAUCUCUAGUGCCGCUCUCCAGCCGCUGACCGGGAAAUUCUACACUAACUUCUCAUCGAAAUGGACAUUCCUCUCCUUUUUUAGCAUUUUCGAAGUGGGCUCCUUGAUUUGUGGGGUAGCAAACUCUUCUAAAAUGCUCAUCGUCGGCCGCGCGAUUGCAGGAAUGGGAUCAUCGGGCAUGAUGAACGGGGCGUUGAAUAUCCUGGCCGGCGCAGUGCCGAUCAAGAAGAGACCGGCGAUGAUUGGGAUCAUCAUGGGGUUUGGCCAACUGGGCUUAAUUGGAGGGCCACUGGUUGGUGGUGCCUUUACGACUUACUCGACUUGGCGGUGGUGCUUCUAUAUGAACCUCCCCAUCGGGGCAUUAGUUGGUGCCCUGCUCCUCUUCACACGCAUCCCAGACCAAAAGCCAAAACAACCCGCCCGCGAGAUCCUGCGUUCGGUCUUCCUGCAAAAAUUCGACUUCAUUGGGUUUUCGCUGUUCGCUCCGGCCUCGAUCAUGCUCCUUCUGGCCCUACAGUAUGGUGGGAAUGGCUCCUCAUGGGACAGUGCGACAGUCAUUGGCCUGUUCUGCGGGUCAGUCGCGACAUUCGUGGUCUUUGCCUUGUGGGAACGGCAUAUGGGCAUCGAGGCAAUGAUUCCGGGUCAUUUAGUCUGCGACCAGAUUGUGUUAUCCAGCAGUCUACUAUCUAUGAUGAUCUUCGGGUUUACGAUGACUCUCUCAUACUACCUGCCCAUGUACUUCCAGUCCGUUCGGGGCAAGUCCGCCUUGGUAAGCGGUGUCAACUUGUUGCCAAACAUCCUAUGCCAGUUGGUCAUGGCCGUGACAUCUGGGGUGUUGACCUCAAAGCUAGGUUACUAUCUUCCUUGGGGAGUCCUCGGAGCUAUUCUAGAUGCCGUGGGUAACGGCCUCCUCUCUACCCUGUCACCUGCUACCUCAGUGCCCACCUGGGCCGGCUACGAAUCACUGGUGGGAUUCGGUCGAGGUGCCAUCUCCCAAGUACCCAUGAUCGCCAUCCAAAACGCGGUCAAAGCUGAUGAUAUCUCCACUGCCAUGGCCAUGAUGACCUGUGCCCAGACCUUUGGCGGUUCCAUUUUCCUGGCCGUGGCGGAAGUCAUAUUCGCCCAGGGCCUUAGGACGAAGAUUCCCGAGUACGCCCCCACUGUGAAUGCCGAGGCAGUCAUUCAGGCCGGGGCAACCGGAUUUCGCCAAGUGGUGUCGGCGCAGGACCUGCCGGCAGUGUUGGCGGCGUAUGCGAAGAGUAUAGAUCGGGUUUUCUCUUUGAAUACCGCACUGUCCUGUGCGCAGUUUGUCUUCGCAUGGGGAGUUGGAUGGAGGAGUGUGAAGAAGGGGAUGGAGGAGGACAAGGAGAUGGAUAAGAGCUAG